AUGGAAACUGAUCUUAUUAUAACAUCAUGCUGCACUUCGAAGCGAACGCUUCCUAAUGAUUUUACCUCGGAAGCGUCGGUGAAUUUUAUGCCAGAAAUACGACGAUUGGCAAGCUUUCUGAAUUGCGAGUUAAAUCUUCCUCUGACAAUUUCCAAAGGUCAUCUUGCAAAAACCGGACUUGCGUACGAUCAAAAUGAACACAAGCUGAAAUGUGCAGCUUGUAAAUUUGAAUUCGAUUUGAACGAAAAGAACAUCAAUCCAAUUGAACAACAUUUGAAACAAAAUCCAGAGUGUAAAUUAGCUCUAAUUCAAAAUGAAAUUAUUCCUCAACUUGGGCAGUUGCCAAUAGGGAUGACAUCAAGUGUUUCCAAAAUAGAACUAUGCAAUUCAAACGAUCCUACUUCUAUGGAAGUGGAUACGAAUAGUCAAAACAAAGAACUAUCUCUACAACGAGCGUUUCUUGACAAAUUAUCCGAUGUCGUUAUUCGUGAAUUACAAACAAAUACGUUCAGCAAUUGGCCAUUGAUCGCACCAAAUGCACAGGAAAUGAUUAAUGCAGGGUGGUCCUAUACCAACAUUACUGAUCGUGUCGUUUGCCUCUAUUGUAAUACAAUAUUCCAUAAAUGGACAGCUGACGAUCAACCGUACGAAAUUCAUCGAUUGAAAUCUCCUCAAUGUCCAUUUGUAUUAUCAUAUGAGAAACACAAUUCAUCUAAAUACAGUUCUCAAAUAGCUAUAAGUGCACUACCUAAUGUACAAGCAGUUGUUGGAGCUGUGAACAAUGAAUAUUCACAAUCAUGUCGUAGACAUGAAUCAUUUCAGAACUGGCCACACACUGAAGAAAAUCCAUUGCCUUCAGUCGAAUCAUUUGUUAAUGCAGGCUUUUACUAUACAGGUGUUAAAACUAUUGUGAGAUGUUUCUAUUGUAAUAAUGCCUUGCAAAAUUGGCAGCCAAAUGAUGAUCCGAAAAUCGAACAUGCUCGAUUUUAUCCCCAAUGUGCGUAUAUUCGACAAUAUAUAGGAGAGGAAUUAUAUCAAGCAGUAUUGCAUAAAACUCGUGAGCUGAAUGCUCAAAACGCAAGUCAGAUCAGUAAACCGGAGAAAAAGUUGGACAUCGCUUUAUGGUCGGAUGACGAACUCGAUCGAAUGGUCAAAGCUCGUCUUGAUCUGCCAAUCGUUGAAAAGGUUCGAGAACUCGGUUUCAAGAUUGCAGUCAUUCGAAAAGCAUUAGAGAUGCAACUGAGGUUUAAAAAAGACGAUUUCAAGACGGACAAUGAUUUUCGUUAUGCAUGUCUUAUCCUAAAUGCACAAGUCGUAUUGAUCAAUGGAAUGAGCCAUGCUGUACUCGUGCCACAAGAAUGGAUGAAGAAUUUCACGAAUAAUCCAGAAAUGAACAUUCAACAAACGAACCAAUCAGUCACACAAACUUCUCAGAUAUCCGAUGAAAAGAUUGAAGCGUCGAAUUCCAUGACAUCUAGUGUUCCACAGUCUAAACCGACACACCAACCAGAUGAUGAUUCAAUACUAUGCGUAUUAUGUCUACAAACUGAGCGUCAAGUAGCAUGUUUGCCGUGUGGCCACCUGACGAGUUGUGUUGCUUGUGGGCACAGCUUGAGAGUGUGUCCAAUUUGUCGAACGCCAGUGAAGGCUUUCGUCCGCAUCUACGUAUGA
Adineta ricciae is the source of this 1671-nucleotide messenger RNA. NCBI's taxonomy places the organism in Eukaryota, Metazoa, Rotifera, Eurotatoria, Adinetida, Adinetidae. The record is from the annotation of a GenBank genome assembly.